AAAUGGAAAUUCCUCCCAAAUCUCGUUUGAUGGUCGUAACGAUGAUGGCCAUUAAUUGACAGUUGGCAUUAAAAUCACAAGAUAAGAAAGCGGGUUUCUAUUUUUAAAAACAUGAAAGUUAAUAUACAUGUGCAUAUGUACUUGGCCUCUGAGUAGAUCAAGAUACAAUACAAAUUUAUAUGAUCUCAAACUUUCACACAAUUUCUGCGUUUUUCACCUCUUCAAAUGGAGGAAGUUGGAUCGAAAAAAAUAAUACAGCUUAAUGACUGUAUGAUAAAUGCGAAAUAAGCUAACAUGCUUUUUAAAAAAUAAGAUCCAUUUAGUAGGCCUGAAUAAACGUCAAAGUAAAUACUCAUAAUUACGGCAAUACAUGGCAUCAAAGAAGAAACAAUGGAUUACUUUAGCAGGUGUCUUCUGGUGAUGCUGUUUCACAGCACCCUGGUCCUGGGAGACCGUCCGCUUGAAAGGAGUCACUCCUUGUCACUGGUGACACUGGUGCCACUCCUGGAACUGGAAAGGAAACUGAUUGAUAACCUCGAAAACUAUACAAAUGCCCUGGAGCAGAAGCUGGAGAUGAUUCGCAGUCAACUUCUAGUCAUGCGUGCAGAAAACGAGAAAGGAAGGAGGAAUGCUGUAUCCUAUUUGUCCAAUCCUCUGAAUAGCUUUUCACUCAUCCGACGAUUGCAUCAGGAUUGGAUCAAGUGGCGAAAGUACAUGGAGCAGCCAGUGGGGAUCUCGCAAUUGAAAGCAUUUUACAGCUGGCAGGAUGAGCUUCCCACUGAACGUGACUUAUGGGAUGCCUGCGAGGGCAUAGGAAGAAUUCCGAGUACAUAUGACCUGAAAGUUGGCGAUUUUAUUAAUGGGAACAUAAAAGGAAAGCAGUACAAUGCCAGCAUGAGUUCUGCAGACAUUCUUUCGGUAGGUGCUAUCCUUGCCAAGAAAAAUAGGCCAUCGGAUGCUAUUCAAUGGCUGCAGGAAGUGCCUCAGCGCCUCCAAGAGGAAGUUCUCAUUCAGCCAAGACACCUGUCAAUCAAAGAAGUGGAUGCUCUAAGAAUACUUGCCGAGGCACAAAUAAAAGAAAAAAACUAUUCAGAAGCCUUGUCACUGCUGCACAAUUGCUUGAAGCUACAGCCCCACGAUGCGCGUCUUCUUCGACUGUGGAAAAAAACAACGGACCUCAUUGAGAAUCAACCAGACCCAUCCCCUACAGAAGAUAAAGAGCGGAUAGUUUCAAUCGCAAAUUCGUUCAAAUUAGGCUGCAACAAACCCCUCGAGAGCUCCACUAGACUGCACUGUUUCUAUAACUUUACCACGACUCCAUUCCUUCGCUUAGCUCCUCUCAAAAUUGAGCAAAUCGGAUUGGAUCCAUAUGUGGUGCUUUAUCAUGAAGUGCUCUCUGCUCGAGAAAUAUCAAUGUUGAUAGGCAAGGCUACUCAAAAUAUGAAAAACACCAGAGUUCAUAAGGAACAAGGAGUUCCAAAAAAGAACCGGGGAAGAACUGCCAAGGGCUUUUGGUUCAAAAAGGAGAGUAACGAGCUAACGAAGGGAAUUACUAGGCGCAUUAUGGACAUGACUGGAUUUGACCUGGCUGAUUCUGAAGGAUUUCAGGUGAUUAACUACGGCAUAGGUGGACACUAUCUUUUGCACAUGGAUUACUUUGAUUUUGCGUCUAGUAAUCACACUGACACACGAAGUAGCUACUCCAUGGAUUUGGGCGAUCGAAUUGCUACUGUGCUUUUCUAUCUGACUGAUGUCGAACAAGGUGGAGCCACCGUCUUUGCAGACGUGGGGUAUUCUGUGUAUCCCCAGGCUGGAACCGCCAUCUUCUGGUACAAUUUGGAUACGAAUGGAAAGGGUGAUCCCCGCACAAAGCACGCCGCCUGUCCAGUGAUUGUGGGUUCCAAAUGGGUGAUGACCGAGUGGAUACGCGAAAAGCGGCAGAUCUUCAUCAGACCCUGCCUGCCCCCAGCAAAGGCAACCUCUACGAAAUCAUAGACAAACAAAUUUCCGCCGUAAUCACUCUGCACACUUAACAAAAACCCACGGAGCUCAGCUUAAAUGCCUUUUUAAAAUGCCAACACGGAAAAAUAAAGUGCUGAGUGGUUGAUAGUCCCUGAUAGUCGAGGGGGUACGGAAGGGCAUCUGCUCCAGCACCAAGGUAAAACCAAAGGCCACCGCAGCCGCAUUUUAGCAUACUCCUAGGUGACCCCCAUUCCCUGAUUCCCUGACUCCCAUCCCGAUUCCCGGCUGUUGGUGGCGUCUAGUGUCUGACACCGCGUACGUGAUGUGCAACUUAAUGUUUCAAUUAGAGGUGAAGUGGCGCCCGAGCAGGGGCUAUCGUUAUCGUUUCACUCCACUGCAAAAAAAUUCUAAUUCCAAUUAUUAUUAUUGAAUUACAAUAUAUUAUAUUUCGCAUUUUCGGUAAUUAGUUAAAACUGAGAUAGGGAAUACCUGAAACGGAUAGUCUUAAAUGGAACAAGGAAAAUUUCGCGCAGUGCAACUUCCGUUUUGAGUGUGGAUGCGGCAGUGUUUGCCAAGCUGGGAUAUUCGUAUCUCUAUCAGUCUGUGCACUUAUCUGCUUUUAAAAACUUUUAAUAAUGAACUCUCGCCCACCGCCAAGCGACGUGUUGGUGUCAGACCUUUGGCCCCAACCCCUGACCCCUGUGAACCGUGUGACUCGGCAGUUUUGUUAGUUGGAACCCACUUCAAAAUUACCUUUUGUUUGAGUUAUUUGCAUGUAGAAAAGAUAGUGGGUAUUAAUAUGGAUUUUACCCCUGGGGUAAACAUACUUUUCGCUAUAAAUAUCUGUGAGUAAAACCUAGAGGAAAUCAGUUGAAGUUGCCCAUUCUACCCGUCCAACACCUUUUAAUAAAAAGCAAUGUCGAUAAAUAAAAAAUUGACGACAUAUGCGUAAAAGUCCGUCUGACUAUCAAGUGGCCAAAUGCAGACCCAUCCAGCCUGCUGGAACUGCCAGUGUCCUACGCAGGAAAUCCAGGAUGACAAGGGAAUGAACCCCGAACCAUGCAUGGCCAUGAAGCGAACCCAAGACAGUCGCAUACACCCUCAUGCAUACAGCCUCAAAGGAGUUGUACCUAAAACGAAUUUCGAUCUGAUUGUGUGCACUUUAUGGUGUGUCCUCGGCCCAACAAACCUCUACUUUUCCGCAGAGAUGAUUACAUAUGCGCAGACCAAUAAUUUUGCCCCCAGGCAAGGAGAAAAAACGUAUCUAACAAGGUUAAGAAAUGUUCCGAGGCGAAGAGCAUUGAUUGUAUAAAUCUAGUAAAAUGUUUUAUAUGCGCACCGAA
Molecule: messenger RNA, 3305 nt
Organism: Drosophila sechellia
Lineage: Eukaryota; Metazoa; Arthropoda; Insecta; Diptera; Drosophilidae
Product: prolyl 4-hydroxylase subunit alpha-2
Exons: 7
Coding region: 391-1995 (534 amino acids)
Biological process (GO): peptidyl-proline hydroxylation to 4-hydroxy-L-proline
Cellular component (GO): endoplasmic reticulum
Molecular function (GO): L-ascorbic acid binding; procollagen-proline 4-dioxygenase activity; iron ion binding
Source: RefSeq, a predicted model, not a curated record